UAGAAGAGUCUAAAAGAACCAUCAAAACUGAAUUGGUUUCAGCUUAUUUAUCUACAUAUCCUAAUUGGUUAGAUGAUAAUAGAAUGAUAAUAGGAGUGAGUAAGAGAGAGAGAAGUAAAUAGAUAAAACAAUUGGUUGUCCUAAAAGUUGUUGACAGUUAUGUAAGCAAAGUAAAAACACUCUGAUCUCCUGCACAGGCUUGGUUUAGAUUUACAUCCUCAUUUACACCGUAUGAUGUGAAUGUAAGACUCAUAGUCAAUGUUUUCCAACAACUAUCCAUACAGCCAUUCUCUUAUAAGAUGCUUUCACAAAAGUUGCUAAAUUCUGGAGCAAAUUGAAAAAGGAAACUGCACAUACACAACAUCUUGUAGUUUCAAUUAUCACCAAAUUCAAGAUCUGAGCAUAGCACCAUAUAUGAACAUGUUGAUCUGCCACAGCAGCAAUUUUACUUUGUAAACCAUUAUGCUGCCCGUGGUAACUUGCAGCACCAUCUGUGCUGUCAGAUAAACAUUUUUGGGAGUCAAUUCUAAGUUGUAACAUUUCAGUUAAUAGGUCAAAAAGUUUCUGUUCUGUACUAUCAUUACUUGGCACAAUGAAAGUAGUUGCUUGCAGAUAACACCUUUAAGCACAUACUGAAUAAUAAUGCUAAACUAAUUGAUGGAUGAAUUAUCCUGUGUUGAAUCAACCUGAAUGGAAUAAUAUAUUACUUGAGAAACUUCAUGACCAGUUCUUUCUUGUAUCAUAUUCUUCAUGAUUUGGAUUAAUAGUUGCUUUACUCAGAUAAUGGAAUUCAGUCUGUUACAUUUGAGAUACGUCUUAAUUGUACGAUGUUUCUGUGUUUCUCUUAAACCAAUUGAUGGUGGAAUAAAAUUUGUCAGACAAAAUCAACCAGAAACUCUUGAAUGUCCUCUUGCAAAACAAAAAGUUGAAAACUGGCAAAUUGGAUUGAAAGAAAUUAGUAGUCUUCAUUGGUUACCUGUUAAAACUAAUGAAAUUGAAGCAAAUGUGAUUCCUGGGAAAGACAACAUCUUAAACAUCACUCUUCUUUCAAGUAAUGAUGUAACAUUACUUUGUAAGAGCACUGACAAGUGGAUAAAAUUUCAAGCAGUACCAAUGUAUAAUGACAAUGGGAAUCUUUACCCAAUUUCUGGAACACCAUAUGUCAUAAAAGAUAAAAAAUUCACAUUGAAAUGUAAUGAAGAUGGUAGUGGUACUUCAACAACUUGGUAUACUGGAAAUGGAACAGUUAUUGCUAAAUACAGUGGAGCAUCCAACCAAAAUUAUUCUAAAUAUUUUGGUAGCCGUCAAGAAACUAGUUGCCAAAACAAAAGCUGCACAUUGAGUAUAACCAAUGUCAGUUUAGAUGAAGAUGACAUGAGCAUUAUUUGCAGAAGCAGUUUCCAUAUAAGCAUGUUCAAUAUAAAAGUAAUUGUUUUACCAAAAUCAGUCACAAUCAAGAAUAUUUCUAACACAGUUCCUGUGGAAAAUCAGAACAAAAGUUAUGAAUGCCUUAUUAAAGACACCAACCCUACAUUUUCAGUCUUUUGGUUGAUUACUAUGAAAGAUGGAACACCAAAAAAUGCUACAAAGUAUAUUUCAAACAGGCCAAGCAAAUCUGGAAAGCUGACCACUUUAUCAUCAAAACUAACAUUAACUCUUAAUAAGAAUUUUCAGAAAUUACAGUGUGUUGCAUAUUUUCCGGGUAAAAAUGAAUUUGUUAACUAUUCAAAGGAACUCGAUUUGCAUAUAAAAUAUUCUCCAGAAAGAGAUGACAUGACACUAAAUGUUUCUGGAGGAAAAGUAUGUGUUGGUACUCCAACCAAAUUCCAGUGCAGUUUGAAAGGUGGUGAUCCACCAGUAAGUGUAACCUUGAUGUAUAAAAAUGUAUCAAAUACUAGUAAAGAAGAAGUUGAAAUUACUGUAACACCUGAAUCUCAUCGAACAGUUAAGUGCCUGGGAACUCAUAUUGCUGCCAAUGUGUCUCGUGAAAAGAAUUUAACUAUUUAUUAUCCACCUAAUACGAUACAAAUCGAGGCUGAUGAACCCUUUCUUGAAGGUCACAAAUGUAUUUUGCAUUGUAAAGCAAUAAAUGGAUAUCCAGAAAAGUACAGCUACAGGUGGGAGCCAAAUAACAAUACCUUGCAAGAUUUAACGUUUCCUAAUAUCAGUCGAACACAAAAUAAUAAGGUUUUCACCUGUUAUGCUUCUAACAUGUGCAAUAAAAAAAGAGAAUUACAUAAAACACAUUGGAUCAACGUAGAAUAUGUACCUGAUAUUACUGCAUCAGAGAAUAUGACAUUAAUUGAGAAUCAAGCAUCCAUUCUAAACUGUUCUGCAGAAGGAAACCCUAUCCCAGAAGUGAGGCUGGAAUAUGAAAAUCAAAGUUUUCCUUCAAACUCCCCCUUAACUUUUGAUCGUAGAAAUAGCAGUGAUGUUUUCUGUGUUGCCGUUGCAAAGAGUACAAAACAUGGAAAUUUGACAUCUAGAAAGAAAAUUAAUAUCCUAUUGAAAUAUCCUCCUCAAGUAAACAUUCAUAUUUCAAAUGAAACAAAUAAUACUUUACUAAUUAAUUGCACUGCAUUUGAUGGAAAUCCAGCAAACUAUGAAUACAAACUGAAGCAAAAGUGGGGAAAUGCCACUAAGAAUACUUAUAAUAUAAGUGUAUUAUCUAUAAACAAUUCUACUUUCAAUAAUACUGGUACAUGGGAGUGUCAUGUAAGCAAUGAAGAUUUUCAUGUGAGUAAAUCAUCAGACUACAAAAUCACAGUGAAACCUAUUUUCAGUUCAAUAUCAAACAAUUCCAAAAAGAGAAAUGUGGCAAUUGGAGAAUCUGUAAUUUUCAAACAGUGUUUUUAUUCCCAUCCAAAAUCUUAUGUAAAAUGGCAAAUAAAUGACGAAUUAAUUGACUUCAACAAAUAUUUAACAACUGAUUUUGUAUCAAGUGAUUUUCCUUUCAAAGGAAUCUGUACUAGUUUAAAAAUAGAAGACAUCAAAGAUAAUGAUAUUAGUACUUAUACCUUAACAUUGGAAAACUAUGUAGGAAAAGAAGUGAUUACUUUUGCCUUGAAGCAUCAAGAAAUUACGGAAGACUCUUUGGGAACAAUUAUUGGUUGUGUUAUAGGAAUUGUAUUAUUAAUAAUUUUGGUACUUCUUAUAAGAGCUGUGAUGUACAAUAAAGUCACUUCGUCAGCAAAAGGUGUUGUAGAUAAUUAUGAGACUAUUUCAGAUGAACUUUACAAUGCUGAAAGUGCAGGUGCUACUAUUUCAUCCAAGCCAAAGUCUAAGAGAGAGCAACAUGCUGAAGAUAGUGAGCCCAGAUAUUUAUUUCUGAAACACCCAGACAUAGAUGAUGUUUAUGUCAAUGUUUCAAGGAAACCUGAUGAUAACAGAGAGCAAGAUGCUGAAGAUAGUGAGCCCAGAUAUUUACCUAUGAAACACCCAGACAUAGAUGAUGUUUAUGACAGUGUUUCAAGGGAACCUGAAGACAUGGAUGGUGUUUAUGUUAAUGUUUCAAAGAACUCUGGUGAAGAACAACAUGCUGAAGUUAAUGAACCAGAAUAUUUUUGUGUGGAAGAUCUGGACAUGGAUGAUGCUCAUUUCAACAUUUCAAGGAAACCUGAUGACUUGGAUGAUGUUUAUGUUAAUGUUUCAAAGAAACCUGAUGCCACUAUGUUCUACACUUCUACACACUGAAGAUAGCAAUCUACUGGAAUUUACGAAAACAAGAAAGAAAUUAAGUUACCAGUGAAGGUCCAUGUUUUCAGAUGAACAAGAAGAACCUAGAACCUUGUGAUAUAGUAUAUAACACCUAGAACUGAAUGAAAUCGUGUGAGCAACCUAAGUCAGUCUCCUUGACAUAAUUUCAUGGACACUUCUUGCAAGCACUACAGAUUUGAACUAAAUAUCUGAUGCCACCAUAACAUUAUUGAUCUCUGUUAUAUGCUGUAAUUACAUUGUUUUUGUAUUCACAGCAUCAUAAAAUUCUUGAUUUAUUUUUAACUUUCAUAAAUGUCUAUCUAUAAUUAAACAUUUGCACCAAUGAAGUAAACCCAGUUAAAUUUCUGUAUUUCUUUCCUCUUAUACGAAUCAUCAUCUGUUAAACAUAAUAUGGAGAUUUAAUAAUAUGGCUAUGAAUAUCAUUAAUUUUUUGAAUAUAUUUUGGAAUAAUACCUUAAAAAAAUUUUAAGAAUUUGAAUUCAUGCCAAUUUUCUACAAAUGAGCAGCAAUUAUAAUUGGGUUUUUGUUCAUGUUAAACAUAUUCUUGAAACUAUUUACAACUUCACAAUCAAAGUUUGUGAUAUUUAUUUUACAGAAGUUCUUUAUAUACUUUCUAUUUUACUUCACUAGGAUCAAUUUAUUCAGAUUUCAUUCUGUCACAUUUAUAUAUAUCUAUACAUAAAUUCAGAAUUAUAAUCCUUGAUAUUAUCAAGUUUCAAAAUCAGUCUUUUCAGCCCUUUUGAAUUCUUGGUUAGUUUUCUUCUAAAUAAUCAAAUUGUAUAUAUACCAGAAUUCAUUUUUUCUUCUUGCUGAUUAUGAGGCUAUAUUUUUCGAUACGCACAUCUAACCAUUCUUUCUAUAAGGCAAUACCUCACUAUAUAUGCUUUUCCAUUAUAAUAUACAUUUUACUUACAAAACAAACAAAAAAAAAGGAAGAUCACUGUAUAUAUAUGGAAUUUUGCCAACAACAAUGCAUGUUAGUGGUGUUCCAAUGUUAAGGUUGUCAUUGUUUGUGAACAGUUACUACAUUGUGCCUGCAAAAGUGCUUGAUUAUUCUUGCUGCAGAUAAUUCUCUGAAAUAUUUAAUUUCUGACCAAUUCCAUUUUACUGCUCAAACAAAUCUUUUAGCUUUUAUGUUUUGCUUGUUUCAGUCAUUGAAUUGUGGUCAUGCUGGGGCACUGCCAUGAAGAAUUUUAGUCAAAGGAAUCAACCCCAGUUCUUAUUUUUAAGUCCUUGUGCUUAUUCUAUUGGUCUCUUUUGCCGAACUGCUAAGUUAUGGGGAUGUAAACACACCACCAUCAGUUGUCAAGCAAUGAUGGGAGACAAGCACAAAUACACACAGAUAUAUACAAAUAUACGACAGGCUUCUUUCAGUUUCCAUCUACUAAAUCCACUCACAGGGCUUUGGUCAGCCCAAGGUUAUAAUAGAAGACACUUGUCCAAGGUACCAAACAGUGAAACUGAACCCAGAACCAUGUGGUUGAGAAGCAAAUUUCUUACCACACAGCUACACCUGUACCAAAUUGCAACCAAGAAUGCACCAAAUGUGUAGAUUUUUUGCAAAUGUACAAUCUUUAUGCAUUAAAUAUUUUAUCACUAGCUUCUAUUUGUUUUCUAGCUAACAGAAUACCUAUGAAAUUUAUUUGCUUUCAAUUAUCUUUAAUGAGAUAGAAUUUUGUUUCUUUUUUUAUAUUAUAAAAGAAUGUAAAUAGCUUUUCAAGAAAGAUUAAUUUCUUCUUAUUAUAAUUUGAUCACUUGGUCAAUUCAUCAUGUGUGUGUGUGUGUGUGUGUGUGUGUGUGUGCGUGUGUGCGUGCGCGUGCGCGCGCGUGUUUAUGCGUGCGUGCGUGCAUGUGUAUGAGUCAGUGAAUGAAACAGGCUUAAAAUAAGGUAUGAAUUGAAAAUUCUAAAUUUUUUUUCUGUAAGAAUGUUCAGGUCAUAUAUUCUAUGUUGUAUUGGUUUUCCUUGCUAGAAAACGAUAUUUUUUCUUCAAUUUACAUCCAUUGUUUUUAAUGCAGAGUUACAUCCCCUAAUCCUGGGUAUAAUACAAUAUUUGCAGUAAGAUUUGAAUUUAUGACUAACUGAUUACCACCUCAGUACAUUUACCUUUAUAUCUAUUUUCAUAGUACCUAUUUUACUCUGCCUUCAUUUUGCUUCACACUUUUAUUAACUCAGUAAAUAGAGAUGAAUUGUAUUUUCUUUAGACAUUAUUUAUCUUUUCUGUUAACCAUUUCAAUAGAAUUUGAUUUAACUUUUUUCUAAGAUACAAGAACAUUCAAAUCUAAAUUCGAGAAUACAUAUUUGUAAAAGAAACCAAACUUGCAGCUUGUACAUAAGUAAAUGCAUGUGCAAAUAUUUAUCCAGAUUCCACAGCAUCUCUCUUAUACCUUAACUACAGAAUGAAUAAAUGAAUUGAUAUUUAA
Octopus bimaculoides (California two-spot octopus) is the source of this 6138-nucleotide messenger RNA. RefSeq lists its product as uncharacterized. The record is from RefSeq and is a predicted model, not a curated record. Gene Ontology annotation, cellular component: cell-cell junction; plasma membrane. NCBI's taxonomy places the organism in Eukaryota, Metazoa, Mollusca, Cephalopoda, Octopoda, Octopodidae. Gene Ontology annotation, biological process: cell-cell adhesion. Gene Ontology annotation, molecular function: cell adhesion molecule binding.